This is a messenger RNA of Schistocerca gregaria, 7007 nucleotides long. Its product is annotated as spermatogenesis-associated protein 5-like protein 1. Gene Ontology annotation, molecular function: ATP hydrolysis activity; ATP binding. The coding region runs from base 446 to 2719 and encodes 757 amino acids. NCBI's taxonomy places the organism in Eukaryota, Metazoa, Arthropoda, Insecta, Orthoptera, Acrididae. The transcript has 9 exons. The record is from RefSeq and is a predicted model, not a curated record.
AUUUCUGUACCCAACAUUUGUGGAUCCGUAUUCUCUUUGUCAACGUGACUACAAGGUUUUGGAUAAAAGCUGUGCAACUCCGAUCGAAUAACUUCACUAAUUCACUUAUCGCCCUCUUCUAAGUUGUGAAGAAGCAUUUACAUCUUUCGCUUGUGGAGCCACUAACUUGCGUGUAAGAAUACUGGUGUUAAUUCAUGCCUGUGGAAACCCGACUUUUUAGCAACUGUGUUUUAACUGGUGUUGUGAUAGUAGGGUGUUUCCAUAAGUUGACUUGCGCGAGUGGCCGUGGCGAUAUGCACGUACAAGUAAUUCAUGCCUGUGGUGGCCCGACUUUUAGCCACGCAAGUGAUACGUGCGCAGUGCACUUCAAUGUAAACAAAUAGUAUAGCACCUGCCUCGUGUGCGAUUUGCCCGCUACAGACUGUGUUUUCAAAUGCUAUAGAGAAUGAUGAACUUACUGACAGUGGAAAAGAGUGUGUUUAACAUUCAGAAAGCGUAUGUCCCUGCAGAAUUAUUACAAGAGAAGUGGCAAGUUGGACAACACGCCUUUAUUAAAGUGUCGAAUAAUUGGAAAACCGUUUGUAAAAUAUAUCCUAGGCAUAAUCUCCAUCGCUCUUUCGUCCAAGUGGAUACCAGCGUCGUAAAAUGUUGUGGAGAUUUUCCAGAAUCACCUGACUGCGUGAUUCCGCCUAUUGCUUCCGUAGUGGAGAACAGUGUGAUAGAGGUGGAGCAAUUGGAGUUUGUGGACAGCCCAGUUGCUUUCAAAUCACUGAACGUUACUGUCAUUUUUGACAGUGUUACGCAGCUGAAGCUAUGGAAGAAAAACAGAAAUGUGUUAAUUUCUCAGCUCAGAGCCAUGCUACGCUUGUAUGUGUUUACAGAUUGCUGCCUAAUAUCUUUUCGUAACUUAAAACAAAUCCAUAGAAGUGGAAUACAUUGCGUGUUUGUAAGGGAUAUUCAUCCAUCCAAUAAAAACUCGUGCGGAAGAAUCAAUUCGGCAACGAAGAUUUCUGUUAGUAGUUUUCUUAGUAAGGUCAGAUUUGAACAGUUACAGGAUAAACAUACAGCUCCAGCAAUAGGUGGGUUAGAUGAAGCUUGCGCAAAAUUGAUAGACAUUAUAGAGCAGAGUAAAGAAGCUAGAGAAAAACCACGACUCAAGCUAAGGCACUAUGAGCAAGUGCUUUUGGCUGGCCCCCCAGGUUGUGGUAAAAAGAGUCUGGUUAGGCAUGUGUGUGCACGUACUGAUGCUGUUAUGAUCAGUAUCAAUGCACUGGACAUUUGUCAGUCUGUUUCAAAUACUCCAUCUUCAGUAUUGAAUCGUGCAUUUAAAGAAUCAUCUGACCUAACGUAUGAAGGUGUCUGCGUGCUGGUGUUGGAAGCCAUCGACAUCCUGUUUGGAAGAUCACAGGAGCGCUCUGAAAGUGCAAGUGUCAUGAGAAGAGUAGCAGGAGAACUUGCUCUGCUCCUGGAACGUGCUGACAGUGUUCCAGGGUUGGUGGUCAUUGCUACAGUGACACGCCCUGGUGAUCUGGAUCCUGCUCUGAGGCGACCAGGCAGGUUGUCCACUGAGAUACACUUAGGAGUGCCUACUCACCACGAACGAGAACAAAUCCUACAGGUGGUGUUGCGUCCAUUGGUCAGUCAAAUGAAGACGGAUGAACUUCAUGAAGUGUGUGCAGAGGCGGCAGGGUUCACACAGGGAUAUGUCGGGGCAGAUCUUGCCCUGCUGUGCCAGAAUGCUGCGGUGCAGUACAGCACAAAUGAGAGGAAUGCAGAGGAUAGUUCAGUUAUCACACCUUGUAGUGCUGCACAGUGGAAAGCUUUGCUGCUUGAUGCUGCUCGAAAAGUGCGACCGAGCUAUAUGGUGGCUGGACGUAUCACAAACACGGAGAAAGUUAUUGGAGGCCUGGAAAAAGUCGGUGGUCUUUCAGAAAUAAAGCGUAUAUUGCAGUUGGCUGUUCAGCUGCCAUUACUCCGACCAGAUGCGUUUUCCAGAUUAGGCCUUCCACAUCCAAGAGGUCUUCUCUUGUAUGGCCCACCAGGAUGUGCAAAAACCAGCAUAGUGAGAGCACUGGCUUCAGAGAUGCAAGUGACGUUCAUGGCUACUUCUGCUGCAGAACUGUACUCACCAUAUGUUGGGGAAGCUGAGAAGAAUGUCUGUGAACUUUUUCAGCGAGCUAGACUUGCAGCUCCAACUUUGCUCUUUGUGGAUGAAAUAGAUGCUCUCGUGGGAAGCCGCCAGGGAAGAGAGAGGGGUGUUCAGGAGAGAGUGUUGUCUGCCUUUCUACUAGAAAUGGAUGGUAUUGGUGGACCAUUGGACACUCAAGGUUCUCAAGCAAAAGUAGCUGGUGUGAUUGUACUGGCAGCAACAAAUAGGCCGGAUUUGCUUGAUGAUGCCCUGUUGAGGCCGGGGCGAUUGGACCGCUUGGUGUAUGUGUCUGCACCAAAUGAGCAUGCCCGUCUGGAAAUACUUCGUGUACAUACGGCGCACAUGCCUCUCGCUCCCUGUGUUGACCUGUCAUCAGUUGCAGCUGCCACUGACCUUUACAGUGGGGCGGACUUGGCUGUUUUGUGUAAGGAGGCUGCUUUGUGGGCUCUAACUGAUGAAGGAAUGGAUGCUAGUCACGUGAAGCACAAUCACUUCAGCAAAGCUCUGUCUUUGUCUCGGCCCUCCUUGUCACAAGAGCAGGUGCACUGGUAUGAAAACUACAAGAAAUAACCUUUUGCUGAUGUGUAGUCUACAGUUCGCAGACAUAUGUCUAGAUGUCACUUCAAGAUGUGUUAGCCACCAAAAAGGUGCAGGAGUAGACAGAGAAUGAAAGGUAACCUGUUCUCUGUUGAGACUCCGGAGAUUUACUUCCUUGCAGCAAGAAGAAAGGCAGUGUAUGCUUUGGUCUCAAAAGUAAAGUUAAAACUGUUACCAAUCAUAAGAUUGGUUUGUAUACCACAGUGCUUACUACACAUGGUCAUGUUGGAGUAAGUAUGUCAUACCCUUCCUCUUCUACAACCAGAUGAUUGUAGAGGGAGCUACACGUAAAUCUGUUUUCGAAACCAUGUUGGAACUCGUCAUUUUUCAUAACAAGAAACAUUGCUAAAGAUGACAGAUACGAAUCCUAGGAGUGACCAGGGAUUGAGGCGGAGACAUUUGGAUCUGCAGUCUGGCACUUUACUACUGUUCCAUUGAGCCAGAUAGUUUGUCAGUUAAAGACAUAAAUUCUGCAAAUGAGUCUGCAAUCAUGUUAUAGUACUUAAUUUGUAAAGGUCUUUCUUGACCACAUUGUGAAAUGUACAGUUUAUAUCAGCUUUACAAAAUAAUGGGCCAGAUAGUAUAAGGAUUUGAUGGGUUGCCUUAUUUCUCCACUGCUAGUCUGUGAUAUAUAAGGCAAACCAUUUAUUAGUAUUUAGUAGAGAAAAUAUGAAACACUGUGAAGUCAUAAUGUGGGUCUGUUGAAUUUCCUGUUUUGUGAUAACAGCUUAAUAACAACAGGAGUUUCUAUGUUCCUUAGCUGACCAUACAUGUAUGUGCUGUAACAAAGUUACAUAUGAACUGGACUACUUCAGCAUCUCUGCAUUGUUCUUCAAAUUGUUUUGUCACACUAUCUGAACAACAGAUUACAUUAAUUACUUUUUAUUGCCUCUAAGCACAUUGUACUACACAGUUUCAUAUGAAGUGUUUGGGUCUAACCCACUCACAUGAGAAAAAUGAAGACCUGUAAUGAUUUGGUUAGCUCAUUAGCUCUGUGAAUAGUGUUUCAUAUGUUCUUCCUUUCAGUAUUCUGUCCAUUAGCUGGUUAGACUGAAAGUUUUUAAUGUAAAUGUUGGGCCAUUGGGGUUUACCAGACAUGUAGCAUGAUAUAAGCAUGUUCUUGGCAGGUCAUUUAUUCAUGUACCACAGAUCACACACAUUGAGUUUUGAUGACGGCACUUACUAUGCAGGUUUGAUUAUGAGAUUUUACAUUAAAAACUACAGAUUAGAUUUAGAUUUCAAUUUAAAAAUUACAUAUUUGCUUUAGGAAGUUCUAUGUCAGAAACAUAACUGUUAUUGUGAACAUCAUUUCUUCAAGUUAGUCUCUGACUGCUUUGUCAUUGAGAGUAAAUGGGCUUUAAUACAAAUGGAAGGUCCUGUUAUUAGUUGUAGUUUAACUGUUGCUGCCAUGAAGCUUGGCUUGAAGUGUGGCUAUGGUGAAGCUCAGUUUGUAACUCUCUCUCUCUCUCUCUCUCUCUCUCUCCCCCCUCCCCCCUCUCUCUCUCCCCCCCCCCUCUCUCCCUCUCUCCAUCUUUCCCUCUCUCUCUUCCCCCCCCCCUCCCCUCUCCCCCCCUCCCUCCCUCCCCCCGCCCCUUUUUCUGCACCGGAAAAUUGGUCCCUUGCUAAAUAUUUGCAUGUUAAAUGAGGAUGAAUAUAUGAAGACAGAAUCUGUUCCUUAUUGGUAAUUUUUAAUUUGCACAAUAGGUAAACCACUUGUGACAGUUUGGUGCAAAACUUCUCUGGUUAUUGUAAGAUACUGGUGUGGGGGAGCAAGUACUGGAUUGUCCUGCAUCAUGUCACUCAUACUACUUUGAUAAUUGGAGUCAUAAACUAUAAGAAAAAAGUUAAAUCAAAAGUUUUUAUUGCGCUGAGGACUUAAUUCUGCUCAAAAAUGAACAGUAUACAUAGAUGUCUUUCUCCUUUUGUUAUAUUUAACACCCCAGCUAUUUUUAUAGCUCCUGGCAUUUGCAUUGUUCCACUCGGCUUGCCUGCCUCAACUCUGUCUAAAUGCUGAAUACAAAAUGAUGGAUACACACUUAGCUUUUCUUCGUAUUUCCUUAGCGCUUGGAUUACUUUCCUAAAUUCAGACGAUUACAUUAUCUCACUCAGCCUGCUAUCCUCAACUCCACUCACCAUGUUGACCUCCACUCAACUCAAUAUAUCGACCAAAGAAGCCCCAAAGACAAAGACAUCUUUCUAUCGUAAUGUUAAAUUGUGCGUCGCAUUUCAGUUACUGGUCCAGAUAUGUUACUAGUGAUCUUAUGAUGAUCAUGAUGAUGAUGAAAUCACUCACUUUCUGAGUUGUUUUGUAAUAAUAAAAGGUAAACAGUUUAUUUUAGAUUGGUUUGUUUUUAUGUAGCCACUGUGCAAACUUAUCAAUGGGGACAUAAAAUGUAGCAUCUAUACAGUAAAAGCCCCUUUUUAUACUUUCAGUGGACUGACCCAAAAAAGUGUAAAAUGCAGGAAAGUGUACACACAGGAGAGUAUAGGAAACACAACAAGCAAUAACAAAUAAAUUACUCUUACUGUUGUUUUCUUUACAGUGUUCAAAACAUGAUAUUAACUCAAUUUAAAGUUUGCCUAUUCUUUAAAAAAUCCGAAAUAAUUAUUUUUGUUGCUUUCUAAUAGCAGUUAACUCAUGUGUGAAACCACAUUAAGAUGAUACUCAGGUUCUAAAGUGAGACUAAUUAUUGAUAAUCAUUAUUGUCAUUUGGCUGAUUACAGCAAUAGACAAAGUCAAGAGCAUAUAUUUCUACAUAAACUACUAUAUCGAUGUAAAUUGGUUCACGUAAAAUAAGUACACAUUAGACUACAGUAUUUUCAUCAUCAAAAAAUUCAUCAAUAGUGUAAAACGGAUUGUUCACUAGUAGCUCCUAUAAUUUAGCUUUAAAGACAUUUACAGGCAGUUCUUUAAAGUCAGCACUUAGUCUAUUAAACAUCCUUAGUCCAAGAACUAGGUAGGAGUUCUGCGAUUUUGAUAAUCUAGGCUAUGAAUAUCACUUCUCAACAUAAAGUUAGACACAUUGUCUCUAAUGUACAAUAAAACAUUGUAGAUGAAUAAGUUUACUACUGUAAGACACUGCAGUUUAGUAAACAGAGGUUUACAAUGUUCUGUUUUAUCAGAAUCUGUUAUUAUUCUUAUUACUUUCUUCAGUAAAAGUAAAAUGUAAUUUAUAUGACAGCUACUACCCCACAGUAAGAUUCCAUAAGAGAUGAUGCUUUGGAAGAAAACAAAAUAUGCUGAUAUCACAUAACCAUUGGGAAUGUCUUUUUAAAUUUCUAAUUAGGUAAAUAACUCUUGGAAGCCUAGCUAAUAUAUUUUUAAUGUGUGGUUCGCAUGUUAAUUUAUUGUCAAUAGUAACACCUAAAAAUUUAACAGUUACAAAUUCUUGGUAGUUAGAAAUCUCUUUGAAACUAAAGAGUCUGGGUUUUGUUUUCAUUUAGUAAGAAGCCAUUAGCUUUGAACCAUAAUGACAAGGUGACCAUAUUUUAUAGACUCAAAUUUGGGACAUUAAAAUAUUUCCUAGGCCCAAAUCCAGGACUCAUUAAAAAUUAUGCAAAAUAGGCUAUAAGUAUUUAUUUAUUUAUUAUAUGAGAAGAAGGUUUCAAUUAAAUGUAAUAAAUACAAAAUAUCAAUUAAAUUUGUUACAAAGCAAAACACAUUUACAUUUUAUUAAUACCUUCUAAGAUGAAUGAGCGUGAUUAGGGCAACUGUAUUUAUCAGUGCUGUGAAUUUUCUUUAUGAAGUCUGUAUUUUUCAACAUCAUGUGAAAAAACUCGACACAAGUUUCAUCAUAAUUUAUUCUACUUACUAACAUUGCUUUCAUGGUUUCUACAGCAAACUGUGUUUUGUCACUUGUUCAUAUAUUGUUCAUAUAUUGUUCAUUUGGGAAAAUACCCUUUCAGUAGCAGCAUUAGUGCCAGGAAGGCAGAAAAGAAACUCCAGUAGCUUGAGUACACUCGAGAAUGGCACAUGAUUCUGGCUGAAAUGAGAAAUCAUCUCAACCCAUCUUUGACCUGGAACAGUGUUGUUAGCAGUCCAUUCAAUGAUUUUUCUCAGUGGUCACAAACUGUUUGACACUGACAUACUCAUCAUACAUUACAUUUUCUGCAAACUGAACAUAUGGCACAGUUUCGCUAACUAGAGAAGUAGUUCGUGGAGGUAUGUGCCGUCUAUGCAACUAAAUGAAGGCAGUGUGUUUGUUGCCAUAUGCGUUUCGCUUCAUUUAUUUGGGAAGCAUCAUCAGUGGCCUGAAAUACA